AUGGAAAUGCUGGUGCCAUCCGAAGCAGUCCCGAUAAGGCUAUGCGUACCCAUGAAGAUGUCUUUCCUCGACAUCAAUAGGUUGCCCAUGACGGAUUUCUUCGAGGUCCUCGGUUUCCACCCUACCGUCACCCUUGCUCCUCAAAUAGCCGUACCUGCUCGACCGUUGUUUCUCCAGAUACCAGUAAUGGUAACGUUAUAUGAUCUUACAAUAGCUUAA
Molecule: messenger RNA, 219 nt
Organism: Haemonchus placei
Lineage: Eukaryota; Metazoa; Nematoda; Chromadorea; Rhabditida; Trichostrongylidae
Source: the annotation of a GenBank genome assembly